Didymodactylos carnosus is the source of this 2847-nucleotide messenger RNA. The record is from the annotation of a GenBank genome assembly. NCBI's taxonomy places the organism in Eukaryota, Metazoa, Rotifera, Eurotatoria, Philodinida, Philodinidae.
AUGAACGCUAUUUUAGGACCCUCUGGAUGUGGAAAAUCAUCACUGCUGGAUAUCCUAGCUGCUCGAAAAGAUCCUAAUGGUCUAAGUGGGAAGGUUUUCAUUAACGGUCAAAUACAAACAGUUAAUUUCAAAUACCGCGUUGGUUAUGUUGUGCAAGAUGAUAUUCUAAGUGGGACAUUGACAGUGAAAGAAAAUUUAGCAUUUUCCGCUAAUGUGCGAUUGCCAACAGAUGUGAAUGCACAGGAAAAAUCAAAAAUUGUCACUCGGGUGAUACACGAGCUGGGUUUAGAAAAAUGUGCGGAUACCAGAGUGGGCACAUAUUUAACUCGGGGUGUAUCGGGCGGUGAACGAAAACGGACAAACAUUGGAAUGGAACUCGUUCUGUCGCCCAGUAUUAUUUUUCUUGACGAACCAACAACCGGCUUAGACUCAAGCACGGCUGUUAAAGUGAUGAAACUGUUACAUGAUCUAUCUCUCAAAGGUUGUACAAUGGUCUUUUCUAUUCAUCAACCCCGUUAUUUGAUUUACAAACUGUUUCACAGGAUACUACUGUUGUCGAUGGGACGAUGCAUCUAUCAUGGAUCAUCAUCGAUCCUCUUAUCUUAUUUUUCUUCACUGGGGUUCACCUGUGAAAAACAAGAAAAUCCUUGUGAUUUUAUUUUGGAUAUCGUGCAAGGUGAUCAACUUACAAUUAUUGAUACUGAUAAAGAACAAAAUCAGAAACUCACACAACAAAAAAUAGCUGAGUCAUUGAAUGAUAAAUACUUAAAAUCACUAAUGUGGAAACGUGUUAAAGAAGAGACUGAUUUUUAUAUAGAUCAGUCAACCAGUAUUCUUUUGAACGAAACAUUGCCGAAAAAGUCUCGUAUUUCUGAAUUGUAUUAUGUUUCUCAACGUAUUAUACGCAGUACUACUCGCAAACCAUCAACAUUUAUAGCACAAAUUAUUGUUGCCAUCACGUUUGCUGUUCUAUCAGGUCUUGUUUUCUUCAAAAUCGAUCAUUCUAUUGAUGAAGGUGUUACGAAUCGAAUAGGAGCCAUAUUUCUUCUAGUAUCUUUUCAAAUAUUUGUGAAUGCAGUGACACUUGAAUUAUUUGUCAAAGAAAGAGCAUUAUUCAUUCAUGAACAUUCAAGUGGUUAUUAUCAUGUAUCAACAUAUAUGGUAUCAAAACUUAUCUGCGAUCUGAUACCAUUAAGAGGACUUCCUGCCAUUCUUUUAGCGAUUAUUGUUUAUGUGAUGAUGGAUUUUCAACUUACAUCACACAAAUUCCUCAUCUUUAUAGUGUUUAUGUUGCUUAGCACACUGUGCGCAUGUGCGUUUUGUUUUUGUUUAUCGGCAAGUGUAAAGGAGUUUAGUAAGUAGAUAGAAAGAAAAUAUUUACUAUUUUACAUGCUGAUUUUGCAUCGUCAGGUGUGGCUAGUGUCAUUUGUGGCAUGAUGUUUUUACGUAUGAUGAUAUUUAGUGGUUUUAUAGUUGAUCUUGACACUGUUACCCCUGUUUUAAGUUGGAUUCAAUGGUUAGUAGAAGAACAACAAUACCCCAUCACAUUAUAGAGAUUUUUUAAAUCUCUUUUGUCUUUUGUGUCGAAACAUAAUAUUCUGGGUAUAAACUUAGUAUUCUACGUUUACCUGAGUAUUUAGGUUAUUAUUCAAAUAAAUGUAGAAGAAGCUGCUGUGAUAUCUAUUAUUUUGUGCUCUCUCUACGUUUUUUAGGAUCAGCAUAUUUCGUUAUGCAGUCUAUGGUCUGACCGUCAAUGAAUUUACAAAUUUAAAGUUAUGUUUAACAAAUGACACAAAUAUAUGUCCAUUUCCUGGUGAAGAUGUAUUGCUUCAACGACACAUUGGGACCAGUUUAGACAGUUGGGAACUGUGGCAAAAUCUUGUUGCUCUUGGAUCAAUGACGAUUGUCUAUUUUAUAAUAACAUAUAUACAAUUACUCAGAAUCAGAAAACACAAAUGAAAUAGGACAUGUUUCAGCCUUUUUUCGUACAUACAUUUAAAGAUAAAUUGUUCAUUGUUAAUUUUCUUAACUUUUUAAACAGAAACACGUUGUAUACACGAACUAUUAUUAGUAUAUGUUCACAAACAUCGUUUACCUUAACUUUCACGAAAGAUUAACAGAUUUCUGUCAUUUCAGCAAAAGGCCUUCCAAUUUCUUUGUAUCAUCACAACAAUUGAGACUGCAAAGUUUUGUUUAGUACGCUAGUUCCACAGUUGAGCAAAAAACAGAUUCUUGAUGUGAGAUGCUCUACCAUCUCAUGCGCACCGUAUCAAGCGUUCUUGAACUUGUAAUCCAAAAUUAUCAGUAUUACGAACAACAAAAUAUAUAUACAAUUGCUCCUCCUUUCUAUGUGUCACUGACAGUUUCACAAUAUAUACAGUUGAUCUGCAUAAUAAAACUCGAUAUCAUCUUGAAACGCAGCUCGUUCUUUUACGAUGAAGCUGAGAGAUGCUUUCAAAUAAGUGCGAAGAUCAUUCUCUUUCGAAAAUUGUUCUAUCGGAAAGACACUAGACAAGUGAAAGAGCAAGAUUUUGCUGGGUUCAUUUUCUGAGUUUGUGUAAAUAUUAUUCUCUCAAUAUGGUGUGAUAACAAGAUAUUCGGUCGCCUCUUCAAUAUUUUCUUUAUUUUUCUAUAUUUUUAUAUUUUCACUUUAUCACAGCAUAGUGAGAGAAUAAUAUUACUUUUAGUAAAAAUCUAUCAUUAAUAGUUUUAAUUUCUAUUUUUAUUCCGUAAACUAUGAUCUCGUGGAGUUUGACGCCAACAGGAGGUCAUCGCUGUCCUCUAGUAUGUUCCGUAACAUCAUUAUGGACAACUUUAGUCGUCCUCUGUGUGAAACAUGAAAAUGGU